AUGAAGAGAGAACGAGAUGAACUCUUGCAAGAAUAUUAAAAAGAGAAAACUGAUUUCCAAGCAUUUGACGCAUAAAUCAGGAAGAUGUAAAUGGAAUUAGACUUGAGGGUUGCUAUCUUGAAAGACAAAGAAUCAAAAUUGGCUAAUUACAAUAAGAUGAUAGAAGAAACAGACUUAACAUACAAUCGAAUUGUUGAAACAUCUAACAAACUAGCAGCUAAUUUAGAGAAAGAGACACAGUUCAUUAAAGAUCGUUUCAAGCGUCAAUUAUAAAUUUGA
Molecule: messenger RNA, 279 nt
Organism: Paramecium tetraurelia
Lineage: Eukaryota; Ciliophora; Oligohymenophorea; Peniculida; Parameciidae
Exons: 2
Source: RefSeq, a predicted model, not a curated record